Molecule: messenger RNA, 1489 nt
Organism: Acanthopagrus latus (yellowfin seabream)
Lineage: Eukaryota; Metazoa; Chordata; Actinopteri; Spariformes; Sparidae
Gene: odr4
Product: odr-4 GPCR localization factor homolog
Exons: 14
Coding region: 141-1442 (433 amino acids)
Biological process (GO): intracellular protein localization
Cellular component (GO): endomembrane system
Source: RefSeq, a predicted model, not a curated record
CAGAGACGUGCGACGGAAAUACGUCACCGAGCUAAGCGCUGCUGUAAAUUGAGUUUUUGACGCUCUGCUGACGAACCACUGGCAGCUGUCAAAACUUUCUGCUUCAUAUUUUACCCACUGUCUGGAUUCAAUCAGGCAGCAUGGGUCGUGGCUAUAUAGUAGAAGAUGCUGUGGAGGGAUAUCUGUCUAAACUGUGUGAACAACAACCAGGUCCAGUCACUGGCCUGCUGAUUGGACAGAGUUCAACCCAGAGGGAUUUUGUCAUCAUGGCAACUCGGACACCACAAAGGGAGGAGUCUGCUGCAGCAGCUGGGAGCUCUGUGGACAAGGAGUGGGUGACAGAGCAUGCUCGACAGGUGUCUAGGAUGCUCCCCGGGGGCUUGUCUGUAUUGGGAGUCUUCAUCAUCACUGAUACUGAUGCCAAGGACACACUAACCACACUCAGACAGCUGGUCUUUGCAGUGGAGAACCUGAUCUCAUUGGAGCAUCUAUGGAUCCCUGCAGAUGACGAGGUCACAGACUGCGUCACUCUGCACGUCAACCCCAAAACCAGAAAAACCAUCUGCAGAACCUUUGAUGUCAAGGACCCCAAGAGUAUGGCCAAGCCUGCAGACUGGAAGUACCAAUCGGGCGUGUGUUCCUCCUGGAGCAUGGUGUCAUGUUGUUUAAAUGUGGACAUGUUGGUACCACUACCAACCAGAGCCGGUCCAGAGAACAUGGAUACAUCUCUUAAUGAGGGACUGAAAAUGUGGGCACACCACAUUCAGAGUGGAGCGUGUCUGAUCGACGGAAAAAAGCUACCGGAGGACACAGAGCUCACAGGCGGACAGAAGAGGAAUGUAAGGCAGACGUACACGGCUCAGCUGCUGGUCACACCGGAUGACCUGAGAUUACCAGAUGUGGUCCAGCAGUGUGGAGGCAGCGUGUCAGUCAGAGGAGUAAUCCACAGCAGAGCUUACAUACACAGCAAUAAACCAAAGGCCAGACUGGCCGAAAAGCUGCUGAAGAGGGAUGUGGUUUCCACGGUGGCCACAAGGGUUCAGAUGCUGCUGGAGGAGCUGCUGGUAUCAGAGCAGGAGAGCAAGGGCAGCAGAAAAGACAAACAACAGACAGAGCAAUUCUGUCUCCCUCGGCGUAUCUUCUGCCCUGUAAAAGUGAGUGGGCCGGUGUGUGUGUGUGACUACCAGUUCAGUGACGAAGGCCAGUCUGAGGUGACUGAGAGGCUGAAGGAGAUGCUGGAUAUUGACACAACCGAGGAAGACUUAGAUACCAGGCAGGAAGCACCCUCAGAAACCACAAAGGAAGAUGUCGCAGCAGAGCCCACUGUAGAAACUGUUGAAGCCCUUGAACCCAAGAGAAACAACUACUUUGGUGUUGCCAUGGCGACUGCUGCCGCCCUGCUUGCCACUGCUGCCUCGAUGCUCUAUCUCAAUGAUGUUUAAUACACACACCAAAUAAAGUGGUUAUUGUAGCAAACAUUUGGUAUCAA